AGGCUCUCCGCCAAUAGACGGCCCAGAGAGGAGAGCAGGCGCGGCCUGCGGGCUGGGGCGCGGUCCGGGACCUGGCUGCCUCCGCGCGCUGCGCCAGACAGAGCGCCCCGGUGCUCCCCCACCUCCGCUAGACUGCUGCGCCGCCGCUCUGAGCGCCGGCCCCUCUCUAACUCCGGCCCUGCUCGACUGCGUACGUUCCGGUGCUCCCCCGCCUCUAUUAGUCUGCUGCGCCGCCGCCCUGGGCGCCGGCUCCUCUCGACCUGCUGCGCUGCCCGCGAUUCUGCGAGCUUGCCAUUAACAGGUCACGAUAAGCAGGGGCACAAGUGGUUUUACGCAAUGGUUCAUUUCAAGAACAGGUACAUGGUGAUGGAGGUCUUCAUCGACGCUAGCAGAGGAGAGGCUGAUCCUGUCAUCCUCACCCAGUUCAACAUAACCAAAGUGAUCAGAGACAGCAUCCAGCUCAACUUUGGGGAAUGCGGCCUAGCUGCAUCUCUUGGAUCAUUGCAAGUGAAGUAUGUAAAUCCUGUGACGAAGCUUUGCGUAAUCCGAGUGUCGCGCGAAGAUCACCAGAAAGUGUGGGCUGCUAUCACAAUGGUGAGGAGCAUUGGGAAGAUCCCAGUAUCGUUCAACCUCUUGGAUGUGAGUGGAAGUAUCAGGGCCUGCAAGAAAGCCGCGCUGGAGUGCGAAGAAGCGAAGUUUGAGCAGUACAAGCUGGCAGCUGGUGAUCGUAUGACGCAGGAGAUCAUCGAAUCCGUGCAGAGUUGCUUUGCCAAACUUAAAGGAUUAGACAGUUAGUAAAUUAAGUUUGUUCCAUGCCAGCAGUCUCGAAAAGAACCAGUAAUCUAGACAAACGGCAUUGUCGUUGCUCUGUCCAAGGGCGCCGCAAGAAGGCAGCUUCCAUGCCCAAAAAAGGCCCAUUCUGGAGGGAGCUUAGGGAAAAUGAUGUUCUUGUGGAAGAAAUGUUGUGUAACUAAUCAUGAUUAAGCCAGCAUCUGGUAUGGCACAAAAGAAUGAUGCAGUUUAGCCCA
Messenger RNA from Aegilops tauschii subsp. strangulata, 1028 nucleotides. Its product is annotated as probable ribonuclease P/MRP protein subunit POP5. Gene Ontology annotation, molecular function: ribonuclease P RNA binding. Gene Ontology annotation, biological process: tRNA 5'-leader removal. NCBI's taxonomy places the organism in Eukaryota, Viridiplantae, Streptophyta, Magnoliopsida, Poales, Poaceae. Gene Ontology annotation, cellular component: nucleolus; ribonuclease MRP complex; multimeric ribonuclease P complex. The record is from RefSeq and is a predicted model, not a curated record.